UCCAGUUGGAUGGUUCCACGAAAUUCAUCUACUAAUCCUUACAAGUGAAAAUGGUGUGAGUCUAUAUAUAUGUAAGGUUUGCGUGAGGGAAUUAUAGUGAAAGACACCAUCAAAAUACAAUACAAUUCUUCCUAAUUAACAUGGGAAGAUACGUGAGUGGUGCUGCUGCAUGUGUAGUCCUUCUCUUCCUGGCUGAAAUUGCACAAGUGUGUUUCUUCUUGUGUGCAAAUUCAAGCAGUGUCGUUGUCCCUCCUUGCAUAGGACGAGAGAGGCAAGCUCUUCUUGAGUUCAAAGCUUCCUUUCAAAGUUAUCCAUCAUUCAGCAGACUUUCCUCAUGGAAAGAAACUACUAAUUGUUGCGAAUGGGAAGGCAUAGGCUGUGACAAUAUCACCGGACAUGUUGUCAAGCUUGAUCUCAGGAAUCCUUGCUUCCUGUCACCACCAUAUUGUUACUUUGAGUUGCAGGAAGAACAUCGUGUAUACGCUCCAAAUGUGAAUCCAUCUUUACUGCAGUUGGAAUACUUGGCUUAUUUGGACUUGAGCGGAAAUCAUUUCAAUUCAAGUCCAAUACCAAGCUUCAUUGGUUCUAUGCAACGUUUGAGGUAUCUUUCUCUCAGGUACUCUUCUUUUGGUGGGAGGAUUCCGAAUAGCCUUAGAAAUCUCAAGAACCUGCACCUACUUGAUCUCAGUGAAAAUCAUUUUGACGCCAGUAACAUCACUUGGCUUUCUCAACUUCACUCACUCAAACACCUUGACUUGAGUUAUAUUGACUUGGGGAACACACGUGAUUUGUUCCAGGUACUCAACAUGCUUCCUUCCUUGUUAAAUCUUAGCUUGUCGGGCUGUGGACUUGAAGACUCCCUCAUUCCUCUCGGUGCUAAUUUCCAAAACUUGACAUCUCUUGUCCAUCUUUAUCUUUCAGAUAAUGAGCUUCAUGGUCCACUCCUUGAUGCUUUCAGAAACUUGUCUUCCAUUGAAUACCUCUAUCUUUCAUACAAUGGGAUCCACGGUCCAAUUCCUGAUGGUGUGUUUCAGAGCAUGCCAUCACUCGAGUAUCUUGGUCUUGCGGGUAAUGAGCUAAGUGGUCCAAUUCCGUCCUGGUUUCGUAACUUUGAGAAGCUUACAUUUCUUGAUCUUUCAUACAAUGGGCUUCAUGGUCCAAUUCCUGAUGGUGUGUUUCAGAGCAUGCCAUCACUCGAGUAUCUUGAUCUUGCGGAUAAUGAGCUAAGUGGUCCAAUUCCUGAUGGUGCACUACAAAACAUGUCAUCACUUGUAUCUCUUCAUCUUUCAAGGAAUAGGCUCAGCGGUCCGAUUCCUGAGGCUUUUCGAACCAUGACUUCCAUUAAAUCCCUUUACCUUAAUGACAACAAUAUCACUUCAAUUCCAUCAUGGUUUGUUGAGUUAAAGACACUUCUCUACCUUGGCCUUUCAUCAAAUGAAUUUACUACAACCAAAUGUUCGCUUUCAUCAAUUCUCAGUAACAUGUGUCAUCUAAAGGGGUUAUAUUUCUCAGGGAACAAGUUCCGAGAAGAAUCAAUUGCAAAGUACCAAUUAUCUGGAUGCAACAAAUAUGAUCUAGAGGUAUUGCAUUUGUCUAAUAAUGAGAUCAGUGGUCGCUUGCCAACUUGGUUGGGGCAACUUGUGAAUUUAGAAUAUCUUGAUCUCAGUUCAAAUUUUUUCUCUGGACCCAUUCCCUUAUCUCUAGGAAAACUAUCAAAGUUGAGAUACCUAGACAUGUCAAAAAAUAAGUUGGAUGGGGGAGUCCUUCCUGAUAAUAUUGGACAACUUGUCAAUUUAACAAACUUGGAUAUUUCUUCCAAUAAUUUUGUUGGUGUUAUUCCUCAAACUCUGGGAAAACUUGUAAACCUACAAGGUCUUGACCUUUCAAACAAUUCUUUUCAUGGUCUCGUUCCUCAAAGUCUCAAUCAACUUGUCUAUUUAAAUCUCGCCAACAACCAAAUCAGCGGUUCACUUCCAAAAAAUAUUGGAUAUACAAUGCCCUCUUUGUGGAACUUAUUACUUGGAAAUAACCACUUAAAUGGUUCAAUACCAAUCUCUUUAUGUGAAACUGUGUUUUACAACCUUGACCUUUCAAAGAACAACUUAUCUGGUGAAAUCCCAAAUUGUGGGAAAAAUCAUCGACAAGCUUGGGAAGAAAUAAAUUUGUCAUCAAACAAAUUAUCUGGGGUGAUCCCAACCUCUCUAUGCCAAACUAAUCCAGCGAGACUUGUCCUUUCAAAGAACAAUUUAUCUGGUGAAAUUCCAAAUUGUUGGAAGAACGAUGAACAGUGGGUAGAAAUAGAUUUGUCAUCAAACAAAUUAUCUGGUGGGUUUCCAAGCUCAUUUGGGAAUCUUUCCCCAUUGGAAUGGUUGCAUUUAGACAAUAACAUGCUCAAAGGUGAACUUCCAGUGUCUUUGAGAAAUUUGAAGAAUUUGUUGAUUUUGGAUCUUGGUGAGAAUCAAUUUUCAGGGAGCAUACCACCAUGGACUACAAACACAUUUCCUUCACUGCAGAUUCUUAGACUGCGGCAAAACAUGUUGAGUGGUAGCAUUCCUUCACAAUUAUGCCAACUUACAUCACUGCAAAUUUUGGACCUUUCUCGUAACAAAUUAGAAGGUUCAAUUCCUCGGUGCAUAGGAAAUCUUCAAGGAAUGACUAGUAAAAAAUCAUUAGACGAUUUUAGUGUGGUGGACUCGGCUGGUGCACCUGUUGAAUGGUCCCCUGAAGCCGUAAAAGAAGUCAUAAAAGGAGCUGAACGCGAGUACAUCAAAAUCUUGAAGCUUUUAGUCAACAUGGACUUGUCAGAAAACAAUUUGGUUGGAUCCAUUCCUAAUGGAAUAACCAGGCUCACAGGAUUGCAUGGCUUGAAUCUGUCAAACAAUCAUUUGAAAGGAGAGAUCCCUGAGAUGAUAGGGGAGAUGAAAUCAAUUGAGUCUUUGGACCUAUCUAAUAACCAUCUGUCAGGCACAAUUCCAAAUAGCAUGUCUGCUUUGACUUCAUUGAGCCAUUUAAACUUAUCACACAAUAAUCUUUCAGGACCAAUUCCUAAAGGUAACCAACUUUUAACUCUGGAUGACCCAUCUAUUUAUGCUGAAAACCCUUAUCUUUGCGGAUCUCCACUCCCAAAAUGUCCUGGUGAUAUUUCACAUCAAGCUCCUAAUAGCAAAAAUGACGAAGAUGAAGAUGACAAGAAAGAUAAGGUGGAAAAAUUAUGGUUCUACUUUGUCAUAGCAGUUGGCUUUGCAACUGGUUUUUGGGGAGUUAUUGGCACAUUAUUGUUCAAGAAGAAUUGGAGGCAUGCUUACUUCAGAUGGGUGGAAGAUGUAGCUGACAAGAUUUAUGUGGCAGUUGUGAUCAAAGUUGCAAAGCCAAUGAUGAGAAACCACACUCACGGAUGAUAAUGAAGAAAGUUGCAUACCAGACGAUGUUGGCAAGCUGGCUCAGGAUUGCUUUUGUGUUUGUUGUUUUGUUUUUCCUCUUUAUGUGCUUUUGUCCUUUCUGUUUUUGCCUUGGUGGUCCAGUCUCUGUUGCCUGACCCCUUAUGCGAUGUGUGUAUCUAGGCAUGAGAUUUUAUCUCAUGGAACCUUCAUUUAUUCAAUAACAUGUUCCUCUUUCAAAAAAAAAAAAGUGAUCUGGAGAAGGAGGCACAGAAAUAAGUGUGGGAAAAUAAUGCCCUUUGAAAGAAGAAAAGAGCAUAUAUAUAUAUAUAAACAACUUGUGGUGUUACAUUUAAAUUUGUAUUACUUUUUUACCAUGAUUGCCUUCACUGGAUUUGUACUAUACAUUAUAGGGGCUCAAAAUCCCUGCAGAUGAAUAAUAAUGUUUUACUAUGGAGCAUUG
Lotus japonicus is the source of this 3840-nucleotide messenger RNA. RefSeq names its product receptor-like protein EIX2. NCBI's taxonomy places the organism in Eukaryota, Viridiplantae, Streptophyta, Magnoliopsida, Fabales, Fabaceae. The transcript has 2 exons. The coding region runs from base 141 to 3398 and encodes 1085 amino acids. The record is from RefSeq and is a predicted model, not a curated record. Gene Ontology annotation, molecular function: protein binding.